Molecule: messenger RNA, 2365 nt
Organism: Dreissena polymorpha
Lineage: Eukaryota; Metazoa; Mollusca; Bivalvia; Myida; Dreissenidae
Exons: 18
Coding region: 208-2256 (682 amino acids)
Biological process (GO): protein ubiquitination
Molecular function (GO): metal ion binding; ubiquitin-protein transferase activity
Source: RefSeq, a predicted model, not a curated record
UAUAAAGUAAGUUAAGUAGCUCUCUCAGGUUAUGUAACUUUAAAUUCAACUGUCAUGUAACAUUAUAAUUCACGAAAAUGUGUGAAAACCAGCUUCUAAACUAGUCAUAGCAAAUAGUAUACCUGUAUCUAUUUUCACUGUGUCAUGUAUACAAUUAAAUUAUGACCGGGAGGAUCAACUAAUAUACACGUUUAGUAGUCACAAACAAUGGAUGAAUUGAAGAUUCGGACCAGAGAACAGGUAAAGGCUGACUUGGAGGAUUCUAAGACCAGUACCCGAGGGAUUCUAGAGUCACUUGACCAGUUGCAAAGACACAAUGGACAUGUCUGCAGAAACUCUGGUGCACUUGCGGCAAUUGACCAUGAAUUACAGGUUCUAUCACAGCGGAUUUCUCUUGCGGAGGACUCAGUUCGAAAAAACAUCGAAAGGAACUCAAGAAGGGAGCGAAUGCGAAAAAGAUUUGACAAUUUUCAGACACAGAUGGAUGAUUUAAAACAAAUGAUGCGCGACGUUGAAGACAAACAUAUAAUGAAUGGCGGGCAUAUCGAUUCAACACACGAACGUGUUGCUUCGUCUACGGGGAACGAUCCUGUUUCACAAUCAACUAACGGAGAUGAGGUGCGCACCUUGUCAACGAGUGGCGAACAAACGAAUAAUUAUUUAAAGAACGGUGGCCUGGCUUUAUCAACUUAUCAACAAGACUCAUCAGAUUCUGCUCCAAGGCAUGUGGUUACGUGCACGGACAUCGUAUCUCCAGAUGAGAAUAUUGCAAAUGAAUUAAUUCAUCACACAUCGUCCAAACUAAAUGAAGUUUUACAAAUACAGAACCAGCAAAAAACAGAAAUAACUCAACAACAACAAGCAACAGUUCAAAUCAUGGAUACAAAGGCAUGGAUUUCGCUGGCCAAAACGAAGAUAAGAGAUGAACAAUUACGAACGGAGCCUCUAGAAGGAUAUCAUACUGUCCUUUUACUGGACAUAUCAAAAAGUAUGGCUUCUGGAAAUGCAUGGAGGCAGGCCAAACUAUUUGUCAAUGAAUUUCUUGAAGGCCUUCAAGAACACGAUCAGCUAUACCCACCACCUGGUCUGAGAGAACAUGUAGCUUUUGCCACGUUUGGUCACAAAACUGAGCUUAACAUAUUACUGACGACAGACUUCAGCUCAAUAAGAGAUAAAAUGGAGACCAUGACAUUGGGAGGUCCGAGUCCACUUUAUGGUGGGCUUGUGAUGGCUAUAGCGGGAUCUAAAUUAAGCAAUAAUGGAGCGGAAUGCACAAAUAAUCAUCGUUUCGUUAUGCGCAAUAAGAUUAUCGUCGUCACGGAUGGCCGCCCAACAGAUACUUCGAAAACAAUCGGACCUGACGUCUCUGACCCACAAACAUGUGAUCAGACAACUGUGGACGUUAUCCAAGAAAUGCAAUAUGCAGAAAGACAAGUAAUAUCUGUGUUUUAUGUUGGUGUCGGAGACUAUAAUAAGGACUUCUUAGAAAUAGUGGCAUCAGGAACCCAAUAUAGGACAUUGUACAGCUACACGGACGGACGAAGGCUGUCUCGUCGCAACUUCCUAUGUCGUUCAACCGAGUUUUCGGAAAUUUCACGUCCCGGACUUGUUGGGGUAUAUUGCAGUUAUUCAGAACUCACAAGUGAAGAUUUGGAAGACGUACACGAAAUGCAUAUGGAAUCACGAAUUUAUCACAAACGAAUUGAAAGAGAACGCAUGCGGCCACCAUUAGACAAAUACCUCGAGAGCAGCAAUGCCAGGUUUCCUGUUAUUGGAACACGGGUUAUCCGGGGACCAGACUGGCACUAUGAGGACCAGGAUAAGAAUAAACCGGGAACCAUCGUUGGUCAUGCCGUAGAUGAAUGUUCAGAUCCCGUCGUCUGGGUACAGUGGGAUGCAAAUGAUGUCAUACAAGGGUAUCAAUACGGAGCACGAGGCUUUGAUGUGCUAAUUUCUGAUGAAAAGAGGCAAUUGCGCCCAGGCGAAGUAAUAGCUGUCGGAUGUGAAGUCAAACCAAGCCAAAAUGCUAAAAUAGAAGGUGUCCGUGCAUGGAAUACGGGCGUUGUCAUCCGAGUGAACCCACCCAGAGCUCACGUGCGAUGGAACACGGGGAAAAGAGGAGAUUAUCUCUAUGGCGUUGAUGGUAGGCCUGAGAUAGAACUAAGUUCAUUAUCGGAUGAGAGAGGCACACUCAGUGCUGAGGAGCCCGUCUCAAAGAGGAAGCUGAAUAAGAACAAGCGGAAAAUGAAUAGUUGAUUUCCAUGGACACAUUCUUUAUGGAAACAAACUGCUUCAACUUGACGACUAGUCAUUCAAUCAUGAUAACUUUUAAUUUUGGAUUUUUAGAAAAUUAUGAUUGGCUUUA